GUCAUCACUAAGCGACGCAUUGUAUAAAAAAACAAACUUGUAUUCGAAUAGUGUCUGCCAUAUACUUUAGUAAAGCUUGUUACUUUUAUGUAUCUCGUGCUUUGGUUGUCUCAUUAAUACAUUUAUGCGGUUAGCAAACGACGUUAAGCCGGUUUUGAUACUAUUUCCUUCAGCGCGUGAGGGCUUGCGACCAGCUUCAGUGACUAAACCCGGGGUCUUCCUCUGAGGAUGGACAGUGAAAUCCAGCGAGAUGGGAGAGUCCUGGAUCUCACAGAUGACGCCUGGAGGGAAGACAGACUACCUUAUGAAGACGUCACCGUCCCUUUGAGCGAACUGCCUGAGGCUGAGCAGGACAACGGAGGAUCCACAGAGUCAGUGAAAGAACAAGAGAUGAAGUGGACAGACCUCGCCCUGCAGAGCCUGCAUGAAAACACACCGAGUACUGGAAGCUGAAGGAGUAAACUGCACAUGACCAGUGGUCACAAGUUACCCAUUACCUGUCUGUAUUUUAUUGUCUUUAACAGAUUGAGUAUGUUUUAGCAGAAUGAAAAUGAUGUGCAGGUUAUUUUGACGCUUUGUUUAAAUAUAUAGUAAACAGCUGCUUUAAAAAGGCCUUGUCUCUAUCAGCACACUUGAUCAUUUAAAAGAUUCUUUUCCAAACUUGUAUUUUGUCCAUCAAUCUUAACAUAAACCCUGGUCUCACUUUUUAAACUGACAAUAAAGCAAAGCCUCGCAAAGGUGAUGAGAUGAAUGUGGUCCUGAGCCCAAAUCCAUGAAGUAUGUUCACCUGCCAGGCCAAGUCCUUGACAAGCUGAGCAAUUUUCUCCUUGCUGUUUCUGAGCCACUUUUUCAGAUCGUUUAAAGUUACUUCUGCUGGCUUGACCACUUUGGAGAAAGCACCACAAGCUAAGUUAUUUUGGAGAUGGUCAAAACUGGAAACAAGCAGGGAAAGGGACUGUGGCACGUUGUGUGUUUAUUAAAAUUGAACCUUCUUAAGCUCUGCCUGCAUACUUUAUCCUCAUAAUCUUAAACUGAAUGCAAUCAUGAUAUAUGUGGAAAGGGGGAUCCUCAUCAUCGUCAUGAUGAGGAAGAGCAGUAGUGGGGUUGUAGAGCUGUGUUAAUUGGAAAUAUAUUAAAGACGGGUAACUGUAGUCUGCAAAUGGUUCAGGUAUUUGAUUGCCAGUCCAGCAGCUGUUAUUGUUUCUGGCCACUAGAUGUCAUGGCAGGACAUUAGUGUCACUGUGCUCAAACUAUUCCCAAGCAAUUCAUAUCGGCAGUCUUUGGAGGAUGAGCUGAGCCCAUCCCAGCUUUAACGCUUGUGUGCUUAAAACACAUUAGUGUAAUUCAGGAAGUCCUGAAAUCUAAAUGUAGAAUCCUACCAGACCCGAAUCAUCCAAUGACUAUUAAAGAAUCCUUCAUCUGCA
Molecule: messenger RNA, 1424 nt
Organism: Melanotaenia boesemani (Boeseman's rainbowfish)
Lineage: Eukaryota; Metazoa; Chordata; Actinopteri; Atheriniformes; Melanotaeniidae
Gene: anapc13
Product: anaphase promoting complex subunit 13
Exons: 2
Coding region: 229-453 (74 amino acids)
Biological process (GO): protein K11-linked ubiquitination
Cellular component (GO): anaphase-promoting complex
Source: RefSeq, a predicted model, not a curated record